AUGGGCUUGCUAUUGGCAAGGAAUCUGUCUGGUAUGGACCGGUUUGGCCAUGUCGAGACGAACAGUUUCUGGCCAGACUCAUCAAAGGUGCACAACGCCGCCGCUUUUCUAUCUGCUCAGACGGAGCAGGAAAAGCUCGGCUCCACCGUUAAGACGUCGCGGUUUCAUUUUCUGACGCCUGCGAGCAAAUCCAACCUACAAUUCUGCUACAAUUUGGCCUCGGCGACUGCAAACAGAUACCCACCUCCAGUGCUUCUUGGCUGGAACGGUCAGGGGGAAUUCGAUGCUGCCGUCACGCAUCUCGCCAAAAUACGAGCCAUGAAAAGGUAUCUUGCCUCCUUGACUCCCGAGGAAGACGACGACUUGGUCCUGAUGGUCGAUGGCUACGACAUCAUACACCAGUUGCCAGCAGAAGUGAUGAUGGAGCGCUACUUUGACGUUGCGGCAAAGGCCACCGCUCUUCUAGCGGAGCGGUUGGGCUUGCCGGCUCACGAGGCCUCGAGAAGGAACAUCAAGCAAACCGUCUUUUUCGGCCCGGACAAGAUAUGCUGGCCGCCCGAUAAACGAGCCGCUCGGUGUUGGGCGGCGCCACCUUCAAGCUUGGGGCACGAGGCAUUUGGCCCCGAUGGAGGACCCGACGACUUCUUCUCUGCCGACCCGCGGUGGCUGAACUCGGGCACCAUCAUGGGCCCAGUCAGCGACGUGAGAAGAGUUGUGGAUGCCACGAUGGAGGAGAUUGAAGCCACGUACAACAAGACCUUUUGGCAGUCCGACUCUGAUCAGUAUUACAUGGCCAAUGUCUGGGGACGGCAAGAGUACUGGCGUAGGCGUAGUUGGAUCGUCGGCAGCCAAGGCGGAGACGCAGGCGACCAAGAAGCAGCGCAAGCGUCAGGCUGGCCCUCAUCCGCCCGCGUCAUCCCAGAGAAGAGGCGCGGCUCACAAGAAAUCGAGAUGCACAUGGCUAUCGAGUACGAGUCGUCGUUGUUCCAGACCAUGUUCGGAAACGAGCCCUUUCUCGGCCACCUCGAGUACAGCCGGGAGAACGAGACGGCCAACGUCACGAUGGACCUGCUCGGGCAAGGGGGAGCGCUCGGAUGGUACGCAAUGCAAAUGCCGCAAAACGUCCGGGCCGCCUUGAUGAAGCUCUACGAUUCCGUGUCGGGAACGCACCCUGGCGCGUCGGCAGAGGACUGGAUACGGACGGUGCCCCUGGGCACCAACCUUGUCACCAAGCACAUCUACGGGCUCUGGCACUGCACGGGCGGCAAAGAAUUCUUGGACACGGAGUACCGCAAGAUGUGGUUUUUCCCACUGGCGAGGUCUCUGGCCGGCGAAGCUGUCAAGGCCUCGCGGCGAGGGGAAGCCUUGUCGUCGAGGCUGAUAGACGGACGCAAGUGGGUUGCCAGAUGGGCGUAUCCGGGCGGCGACCAGGAUGUUGAAGACUGGCGGCACGGUGGCGCCUGGUCCGACGAAGCACCUGGCAGGUUCGUAGGAUGGACGGAGCUGUGUGGGCCUCACGAAAGCGUGCUUUUUCAAGGGCAGCGGCGGCGGCAGGGGCAGGGGCAGGAAGCGCGUGGUAAUUAA
This is a messenger RNA of Ustilaginoidea virens, 1584 nucleotides long. RefSeq lists its product as uncharacterized. Lineage: Eukaryota; Fungi; Ascomycota; Sordariomycetes; Hypocreales; Clavicipitaceae. Bases 1 to 1584 code for a protein of 527 amino acids. The record is from RefSeq and is a predicted model, not a curated record. The transcript is spliced from 2 exons.